Parasteatoda tepidariorum (common house spider) is the source of this 1789-nucleotide messenger RNA. RefSeq lists its product as uncharacterized. The record is from RefSeq and is a predicted model, not a curated record. Gene Ontology annotation, cellular component: vacuolar membrane. Gene Ontology annotation, molecular function: L-amino acid transmembrane transporter activity. NCBI's taxonomy places the organism in Eukaryota, Metazoa, Arthropoda, Arachnida, Araneae, Theridiidae. Gene Ontology annotation, biological process: amino acid transmembrane transport.
AUUUAGUUUAGAUCAAAGAGAACACGUGAUAACAGGUGAAAUAUUGUGUUCCUAAAAACGCCUUCGAAUAUUUUCCGUUCUAAUUCGGUGAAUCAUAAAUGAUCACCAGACGGUUAUGUCAGUAAAACUCGACACUAUACCAUACUUGCAGAUGGAGUACGCAGACCAAAUACCAAUAUCUCCGGAUAACAAAGAAGAAAGGGAAGAUGGUGAUUCAAAAAACAAUAAGAAAGGGCUGUCAUUUGUCACAGCUGCUUUUUUCAUUGUUGGAGAAAUGGCAGGCAGUGGAGUAUUGGUUUUACCAAGGGCUAUAGCAGAUGCGGGUUGGGCUGGUGUUUUUCUUCUGAUAUUUUGUUGUUGCAAUGCGUUAUAUGCUGGCAUUUGCUUGGGCCGAUGUUGGCAAAUACUUGAAGAAAGAUGGGAAGAAUACAGAAGAAAAAAUAGAUAUCCAUACCCUGCAAUUGCUUUUAGAGCCGGAGGUUCAAAAUUGAGGUACUUUGUCUCAAUUUGUCUCGAAAUUAAUCUCUUGGGAGUUUCAAUUGUUUUUCUUCUACUGACUGCUCAAUUGAUAUCGAAUCUGGCUGCACAGUGGGGUGUAGCAUUCUGCUACUGGGUCAUCAUUAUGGCAGUGGUUUUGUGGCCUCUCAUGUGGCUGGGAACUCCCGAAGACUUUUGGCUUGCCGCUGUGGCUGCAGUUCUAUGCACAGGACUUGCCUGCAUCCUUUUAAUAAUCGCAAUAGCUGAACAUGGACAGGUUCUGCCCUUCAAGCCGACCUAUCCUUCCCCUUCAGUGGAAUCUUUCUUCCUAUCUUUUGGAACAAUUUAUUUUUCUUUUGGUGGAGCAGCAUCUUUUCCUACUUUUCAAAAUGAUAUGGAAGACAAAACGAAGUUUCCAAUGGCAGCUAUAACUGGUUUUGCAAUUUUGUUCUUGAUGUAUUUUCCGGUGGCAGUUUUGGGUUACGAUAUUUACGGAUCCAAAGUGACUGACAGUAUUGUAGACUCUCUUCCGAAUUCCGGACUUAAAACUACGAUUAUAAUAUGCUUAGCUCUUCAUACUUUCAAUGCUUUCUUAAUUGUAGUCAAUGCCUCUUCCCAGGAAUUUGAAGAAAUGUUUAAGAUACCAAAGAAUUUUGGGUGGAAGAGAAUAGCCUGCAGAAGUGCAUUGCUUGCAUUUAUAUUUUUCAUUGCAUGCUCUGUUCCAAAAUUUGAUAAAGUUCUUAAUCUAGUGGGAGGAUCAGCAGUAACAUUAACAGCUUCUGUCUUCCCUUGCUUAUUUUAUCUGCUUCUGUGUGCUCAGAGAAGUCCCGAGUGGCCUGUCAGGCAUAUUCCGAUACAUGAAAAAGUAUACUUAAUAACAAUCAUUGCUUGUGGUAUAAUCGGAGGUAUUAUUGCAACAUAUUCAGCUUUUGAUGGUAUAUUGAAAAUGUCAUCUUUUAACCCUCCUUGUUAUGUAAAUAUAACAGCAGCUGGAAGAUUUUCAUAAAUACUGUCACGACCUACAGUUUGAAACUUCAAAUAAUCAUCAUUAAUCAUCAAAUAAUCAUUCAAUAAUUUAUCUCAAGUAUCAAUUUUAAUUUAUCAUAGAAAUUUAUAAUUUAUUCUUUCACCUUCAGCAUUUUCAUCGCCAUUUAUUGAAAAAUGUAUUUAUACAUUCCUUACAUUUCAUUAUCAUCAUCAUUAAUAUCUGAUAUUUUCAUCAAGUCUUAAUAUUGUUAAUCUCUUGUUAAAUAUGUUUUUAUUGUUGUUUUUAAAAAGAAUGAUAAUAAAGUCUUACAUUUUAUUAAGUAAA